AUGCCACCUGCAGACUCAACACCGAAUAUCAAGCCGACUUAUCAGAGCGCAACUGAGACAUUGCCCAGUCGUAUUCUCAGACGCGUCCACACUAACGAUGGCAGCUUACAUCAAUCGUCAAAGCAAUCGCAAGCUAACCUGAAGUCAAAACAUCAACAGCAGCAAAGUCAGACAGAUCCAUCAACAGCAACCACCAUUCUGCCGACGAAAUUCAGCUUUUCGCAACUUUGGAUUCGACAAAAACUAUUCAUGAAUCCAUCUAACACGACCGCACUGUUACCGAUGCAGCGUACGGCGUCCGCACCUCCGCUAGCCCCAGAUCCUUCAACGGGCGACAAUACUGGAGAUAUCUCGAACGAUAGCCGGAAAGCACCGCAAUCCGCUCCAGGAAGGCUAUCGAAACCGUUCUUGCCAACGUCAAAUGCAGCCUCGACCUCGUCCUUUACAGGCUCUUGGGCGACGCUAUGGAAACCACCGCGUCAAUCAAUCCUGAUACUCGAAUCAGCUUCGACUAUCGCCACUGCGGAUGGCACAUCGACUUCAGUUCCUGCACCAUUGCCCUCAGUUUCCAUUUCACCUGAUUUUGCGCCUCAUACGACUCGACCCCAUAGCCAGUCGCUGCCGUCUUUAACUCACACUGGAUCUAAAGGUGUUCGCGUAAGCACAUUCGAGGACACUUCUGGGAUCUGUAACUCUGUCGACACCAGGAACUGUUCUAGUUUGAAUUCAGAUACCAUGUCCAGGUCAUGCCUGAAAUUGAUGCUUGCAGUUGUGCAGAAGAGGAUUGCUGAAGGGAACGAGCAGCUAGAGCACUACCGCCAAAUGAUUCAACAGCUUAUGCAAGAUAAACAGGAAGCUAUUGAGUCACAAAGGCCGCUGCGGCAGGAAAGGGAUACCAUUGCACUUGGCAUCGAGCAGCUGGAGCGAUCGAGCCGACAGGCGAUGAGCACAACCUCUUUGAGACGGAAUGCGCAUUUCCCCAAGAACCGCCUCUCUUUAUUUUCCAACGCCACCGGGGAUCUCUGGACCGCGUCUUCGUAUUCGAAACCCAACUCUAACCACCGGUGCGAGCUCCAUGAUAUAAAUACAGCUUUUACAUGCCAACCCGAGACUGUGACUCAUACGAUUGUCAGUCCGAUCAUGGAAGUCCCUUCCGCACCGCUGCUUUUUCGAACAUUGAUAGCUUCGCCUACAGAGUCCGCCAUGGCCUCACCCUCAGUUUCAGCACCGUUGGACAUCGUUUCGGUUACAUCUAUCUCCUCUCAAUGUCAACCAUGCCAGCUGGAAGCAACCCUGGCCGAGAAGCAGGCCCAGCUGAAGGUGCUCCAGAGCAAGAUGAAUCAGAGUCAGCAGAAAAUCAACUCUACAGGAUCCCAGGUAAAACUUAUCAACCGGACAUUUAUUGCUCCGAUUCAGGAAUGCCUUGAGGAGGAUUGCUCGGAAUGGGCAAGGCUUACGGCUUUGGCAAAGACACAGGUGGAUGCGCCAGUUAUGAGCCGACCCAAAGAGGUGAAAGAAAGUGAUGCAUGCGUGUCAAUGUCAGCCAGGGGUAUCUAG
This is a messenger RNA of Gamsiella multidivaricata, 1557 nucleotides long. RefSeq lists its product as uncharacterized. The coding region runs from base 1 to 1557 and encodes 518 amino acids. The record is from RefSeq and is a predicted model, not a curated record. The transcript has a single exon. Lineage: Eukaryota; Fungi; Mortierellomycota; Mortierellomycetes; Mortierellales; Mortierellaceae.